UUCUAGAUUCUAGAGAUAUCUACAAUCUAGUAAUCUAGUUACUAGAUUCUAGACCUAUCUAGAUUUAGAUUUAUAUCUUAAUCUAGCUCUAGAAUUAGUUUACAAAGUUAGUAAGAUUAAUCUAGAUGAAGAUCUAUCACAGUAUCAGUUACACUACUUACAGUAUCAUAUUAAUAUUAUUCUAGAUCUAGACUACUCUAGUCCUAGACUCUAGACUAGUCUACUAGUCUACACAAUUUUUAGGUCAACUACAAUACUACAAAUUGAAUUACUUAUUUACUGAAUUAGCCUUAGUUUUCUUAGGACUAGGAAAUAUGGAAAGUGUGCCAGAAAAUGCACCAGAGCAUUGCCCUGGAACACAAAGUGAACUAGCAGGUAAAGCCAGUGCUUGUGAGGGCUGUCCCAAUCAGGGAGUCUGUUCAUCUCUUCCAAAACUUGGACCGGAUCCAGCCAUCGAGGAGAUACGUCAGAAGCUAUCAAAGGUUAAACACAAGAUACUUGUACUGUCAGGCAAAGGUGGUGUGGGUAAAAGUACAUUGACAGCUCACCUGGCUCAUGCUUUAGCUACAGAUGAAAGCAAGCAGAUUGGUGUCUUAGAUGUGGACAUUUGUGGACCCUCCAUGCCCCGUAUAAUGGGGGCUGAAGGAGAGACUGUUCAUCAAAGUGGUUCAGGCUGGUCACCGGUUUAUGUUCGGGAUAACCUCGCUAUGAUGUCUAUUGGUUUCUUAUUAGGAUCUCCUGAUGAUGCUGUAAUAUGGCGUGGCGCUAAGAAGUCUGGCAUGAUCAAGCAAUUCCUCCGAGAUGUUGAUUGGGAGGAACUGGACUACCUCUUGGUAGAUACACCUCCUGGGACAUCUGAUGAGCACUUGGCUUUAAUACAGUUUCUAUCAGGUGCAGGGAUUGAUGGUGCUGUCAUCGUCACCACCCCUCAGGAAGUGUCCUUGACAGACGUCCGAAAGGAGAUCAACUUCUGCAGGAAAACAUCACUACCCAUAAUUGGCAUCGUAGAAAAUAUGAGCGACUUUAUUUGUCCGAAAUGUCACAAAUCCUCUGUUAUCUUCCCACCCACUACUGGUGGAGCACUAAAAAUGGCAGAAACCUUGGGAGAAAAAUUCCUUGGCAGUUUGCCACUUGAUCCAAGAAUAGCAAAGUGCUGUGAUGAAGGAAAGUCUUUCAUUGAAGAGGUUCCUGACUCUCCGGCAGUGACAGCUUUUAUGAACAUUGUAGAGAAAGUCGUAUCAUACUGUAAUGAGUUUGUUAAAAAAACAGAAGCUGAAACAGGUGAGGCUAUGGAUUUCUCAUAAACAAUCUUGUCUUUGUGGUAAAAAAAAAUGAUUACAGUAUGACCACAUCCAGUUCUCAUUUCAUUUUUGUUUUUAAACAUGUAUUUCACACUAUUUGUGGUUAAAAUAAAUAUAAUUACAAUAAGAUAAUCUAAAAUCCUCAUUUAACCUAUUUCAUACAAGUAUAUUAUUGUGUUUUGGAAUCUAUUGUUGUUACUUCAGUUAUUUUUUUUUAUAAAGAUAAAUUACAAUUUUAAUUAGAAAGAGAAAAGGAAAAAGUCUGACAUAAAAAUAAAUGCAAACUGCUUGAACAGACUUUAGAAAAGAAGAACAAAUUAAAAUUGCAGAAUGAGGCUUUGCAUUAAUUUUUUGUAGUUGCUUUAAUGGAAGUGAUUAUGAAUGAACAAAGCUUGUUUUUAAAGGACUAGCUAAAUUAGCAGACAUGAUGGACUGUAACAUGAUUCACCUUUUCUUGAUUCAAUUGCACCACACUUUUUAACAGUUCUGUUGCAUUAAAAAUCUUUUUUUGUUCAUAUUACAAAUACAGAUAUAUUUUUUAUACAGUCAAACUUCUUACUUGAGACUAAAAUAACCAAUAAAUAACCAUAGAAGUUUCACAUAAAUUUUAACUUAUACAUCCGGGCAGGUUGUCAUUUUUAUUAUUUUGCUAUAGUUAACUUUCAAUUUUGUAAUGAGAUGAUGUUGUAUUGGUAACCUAGAUUUCUAGUAUACUAGAUAAAAGUUGUUAAAGGCAACUCACAUCUUUAAACACAGAGUUCUUAUUGUUUUCAUUGAAAUUGUAUUUGUAAAUAUUCUAUUGAUUUUCAUGGAAAAUUGUAUCUAUAAAUAUUCUACUGAUAGUUAAAUUUACUGUGUCUAUUCAUGAAAAAGAUUUUAAUUGAAUGCACUUAAUUAAAUGAAAAUAGUUUCAUCUAGCCCCACUAAGAAGAGCUAAAUGAAUAAAGUAAAACGUAUAGGUUCCCUUACAGACCUUGCAAUCCAUGGGGUAGAUGCUGUAAAGGUCAUCUGUUUCUAUGGCCAACGGUUAACAAGCAGGGUGUCAUGUGGCCAGCACAACGACCAACCACCUUUACUUUCUCCAACUAAAGUCAGGUACCCAUUAGAGUUUGGUUGGACUCAGGGUCGCCCUAAAAAUCCUGAAAUUCAAAAUCCAGUCUUCGCAGAGAUUAGAACCCAGAACCCCAGGUUCUGAAGCCAUGCACUUAACCACUCAGUCACUGCGCCCCCUGCUAAAUAAAUAGCUUUUGUUUUUCUUUAUUAUCACUUUCAAAUUGUUUAUUUCUAAUCCUAAAAUAAUGCUACUCAACAAACACAAUAAAAAAAGAUAAUACAAUUUUAAAGUUUAACAAGUUCAGCAUCAUCAUCCUAUGUCCCUUAAUUUGUGUCAUGGGUAUUCUACUACUAAAUUUGAAAUGAUUCAUAACUUUCAUGUUAUUAAAUAUCAUGUACUAAAUUUGAAAUGUUACACAUUA
This is a messenger RNA of Biomphalaria glabrata, 2776 nucleotides long. RefSeq names its product cytosolic Fe-S cluster assembly factor nubp1-like. The record is from RefSeq and is a predicted model, not a curated record. Gene Ontology annotation, molecular function: ATP binding; 4 iron, 4 sulfur cluster binding; ATP-dependent FeS chaperone activity. NCBI's taxonomy places the organism in Eukaryota, Metazoa, Mollusca, Gastropoda, Planorbidae. Bases 315 to 1304 code for a protein of 329 amino acids. Gene Ontology annotation, cellular component: cytosol. The transcript is spliced from 5 exons. Gene Ontology annotation, biological process: iron-sulfur cluster assembly.